This is a messenger RNA of Leptosia nina, 1278 nucleotides long. The record is from the annotation of a GenBank genome assembly. NCBI's taxonomy places the organism in Eukaryota, Metazoa, Arthropoda, Insecta, Lepidoptera, Pieridae.
AUGGCUGACAAUGAUGAUCUUUUGGACUACGAAGACGAAGAGCAGGCGGAUCAACAGACCACCGAUGGAGGCACCGAAGCGGCGCCCAAAAAAGAGGUUAAGGGAUCCUACGUAUCUAUUCACAGUUCCGGCUUUAGAGAUUUUCUGUUAAAACCCGAAAUCCUACGAGCUAUCGUCGACUGUGGUUUUGAGCAUCCGUCUGAAGUGCAACACGAAUGCAUCCCCCAAGCAGUUCUCGGUAUGGACAUUUUGUGCCAAGCCAAGUCCGGUAUGGGUAAGACAGCUGUGUUUGUAUUAGCAACGUUGCAGCAACUCGAGCCGUCAGAAAAUCACGUAUACGUCCUCGUAAUGUGUCACACGAGAGAGUUGGCGUUCCAGAUCAGCAAAGAGUAUGAACGAUUUUCCAAGUACAUGGCCGGCGUCAGGGUGUCGGUGUUCUUCGGUGGAAUGCCGAUUCAAAAGGAUGAAGAAGUACUUAAAACGGCAUGUCCACAUAUCGUUGUCGGAACUCCAGGACGAAUCCUGGCCCUGGUUAAUAGCAAGAAGUUAAACCUGAAGCACCUUAAGCAUUUCAUUCUUGAUGAAUGUGACAAAAUGUUAGAAUCUCUUGAUAUGAGACGAGAUGUACAGGAGAUAUUCCGAAACACGCCACAUGGAAAACAAGUAAUGAUGUUCUCAGCCACACUGAGCAAAGAAAUUCGACCAGUCUGCAAGAAGUUUAUGCAGGAUCCCAUGGAGGUGUAUGUAGAUGAUGAAGCUAAGUUGACAUUGCAUGGUCUGCAGCAGCAUUAUGUAAAACUUAAAGAAAAUGAGAAGAACAAGAAGCUGUUUGAACUGCUUGAUGUAUUAGAAUUCAACCAAGUGGUUAUCUUUGUAAAAUCAGUUCAAAGAUGUAUUGCUCUAGCACAGUUGCUGACCGACCAGAAUUUCCCGGCUAUAGGCAUACACAGAAACAUGUCCCAAGAUGAGCGCCUCUCACGCUAUCAGCAGUUCAAAGACUUCCAGAAGAGGAUACUAGUAGCGACAAACCUAUUUGGUCGUGGAAUGGAUAUUGAGCGAGUUAAUAUUGUCUUUAACUAUGACAUGCCUGAAGAUUCAGACACUUAUCUCCACAGGGUAGCAAGAGCAGGAAGAUUUGGUACUAAAGGUUUAGCAAUUACCAUGGUAUCAGAUGAAAAUGAUGCAAAGAUCCUUAAUGAAGUACAGGAUCGUUUUGAUGUUAACAUCACGGAGUUACCAGAAGAGAUAGAGCUAUCUACUUACAUUGAGGGCCGAUAG